AAAAUCGUGUGAACAGAACGCAGCUGUAAUACAAUGGCGAGCGAUUGCGUUACGUCAAUCAUAUCAAAAUCAAAUGCCGCUGUCGUAUACUUGCCACUGUACGUUAUGUGUAUACGAAUAUUAUUUUAACGAAUCACCCUUUAAAUGAUAAGUUAUUUAGUCAGUUUCAAGUGCAAGUUCGGUUUAAUUUACUUCUACCUUAUUUUUAAAAAUGUCGCGCCUAAUGUUUUCCUAGUUUAAAAACAUACCUAAUUAUUUUUGUUUCAAACUCUGAUAUAUGCCUGUUUUCGUCAAAUGUUUAGAGUAGUUAUCGUAUAUUUAACAAGUUUCUUUAAUAGUGUUAUGAUAGAAGGAAGGUUGUUGAUAUUUUAAUAAUAUAAAAGUUGUGUUUACGGUUAGUGUUGAAAAUGUCUAAGCUUACUUUUAGUACACCAUCAGAGAGUCCAAGGCCUAAACAUCUUGGUAUAAGUCCACCUAGAUUAAAUAGUAAACUUACUCUCACAACGAACCAUCCACUCAUGACAUUGGGAAGUCCAGAAGAAAACUUUCCAGACUUAAUACCAAAGACUGCUAAUAAACUUGGUGAUGAAAAAGAUUUAAGUUUAUCGAGCGUUGAAGAUGAAAGGAUCCAAAAUCAGACGAAUGGAUAUGAAUUCUAUAGCCUACAAAUGAAUACAUCAAAAAAUAAUCUUUUCUACUCAGAAAACUUUGUUCCGACUGACAAUAAACUUCUUAGUGAGUCUUUAAAUCUGCAACCAGAUGUUGCCAGAAUUGAAGAUCUGAAUAAGAUAGAGAGACUGAAAGUUUCAAAAAAUGGGACACCUCACAAUAUGUUGACACCUAAAAGUAAUCAAAAAGUGCCAGAUGGAGAAAAUGAUAGUGCCAUAAUUAAAUAUAUUAAAGAAAGGAAUAAAAUAAUAUCUAGUCAAAGUACACCAAAGUGUAAUAGUGAACCUGUAAAUAUAACUCAACCGGAGGAGUUUUCAGCGGUGGCAGAUUGGUGUGAAUCUCCAUCUAUGUUACGUUCUAUACCAAAUUUUGAAUUGCCAAUUGAGAUGUCAAGUACUAUUGGCAUACAAAAUGACUUGGAUUCCCCUGAUGUAAUAUCAUCAUCAACCCAAGAAGACAAGUCUGCGUACCAGGCAUUGCUUGACCCCUACACUGGCUGUGUAGCACUUCGUCAAAGAACUGAUACAAAAUCCAAUUCUAGACCAAUGCGGAGAAAGAUUUUUGUGCCACCAGAUGAUGACAGACUUAGUUCAGAUAGUGUCAGUGCAUGUUCAUUGGAGUCGGAAGAUGAACCACCGGAGCCUGAACCUGUUGCUGUAGACCAAGUGCAACUGGACAGUGAGGUUGAUGAUGCUAAAAGCAGAUCGAAGUCAACGAACACGGUGAGUGAAUGCAGUGACCCGAUCCCAGAGUACUCCGCGGCCGAGGAGCUGCAGGACGAGCGCUCCUGGCUGACUGUGCAGCAUGGCGGACGGAACUCCACCUGUGAUAUGAAGGUGAUAGAGCCAUACAAGCGUGUGUUAUCUCACGGCGGAUACGAGGCGAGUGGCGCGGCCAUCAUCGUGUUCAGCGCAUGUCAUCUGCCUGACACAGCGCGCACUGACUACCGCUAUGUAAUGGAUAAUUUGUUCCUCUACGUGAUAUGGAGCUUAGAACGAUUAGUGACGGACGAGUAUGUAUUGGUAUACUUACAUGGAAGUGCGGGACGGAGACGUCUGCCUACCUUCGCUUGGUUACACGAGUGUUAUAAACUUAUUGAUAGAAGAUUAAGAAAAAGUCUGAAACAUUUGUACCUGGUGCAUCCCACAUUCUGGCUGAAGUCAUUCGUAGUUAUAACAAAACCAUUUGUCAGUUCAAAGUUCUUCCGCAAGUUAAGUUACGUGCGCAACCUGAGUGAGCUGAUGGAGCGGGUGCCUGUGGAGCCCAACGCCAUACCUGACCUCGUCAAGCAGUACGAUGCUACAAGACGAUAGAAUAUACACAAACUAUGUACCUGUAUUUAUAAACCAUAGAAAUGUAACCCAUGGGACUCGCCAGGGGGGGGGGGGGGUAAAAAGGGCAGUCACGGUUCAUGGGGGUAAAUUCCCGUCAAGCACACUAUUGUUGUUUGGAAAAUUGAUUAGACGUCAAACUUUGAUGAAACACUUCAUCUAUGGGUUAUAUAUUUAUGCUGUGUGUAUGUUGAUGUAUAGUGCCAUACAAACUUUAUGUCCGCUCGAGAUGUUACGUACUUUACAUUGGGUUUCAACUGCCGUGUCAUUGGUAUUACAUAUUUUAUCAUUUUCAGUUUUUUUGGAAAAACUAAGACAACAUAUUUGUGAGAAUAUUUUUAUAUCGUCAUAAAAUUUGUUCAGUGCCCUACCGGCAGUAAAGUACGCCGACGAAUCUCAUACAAAUUUUGGCAUAUUUUGUCGAUGGCAUAUGUCGUAAAUAUUCGUGCUAGACCCCAGUAUAUAGUUUCACGGUUUGGUACUUUGGAACACACACAAACAUAUGCUUUUCUCCACUCGCAAUGAGCAGAUAUGUUUGUUCGCGAGCGGUCAUAAAGUUUGAAUCUUAUAAUAGCAGAAGCCUUGCUGAUAUUUCACUAUGUUUUAUACCCAAUGGGAGGUGGUAAGUUAGCCGAAGUAUUUUUUAAGUUAAAAUUAAGUAGUGAUUUAGUUGCAGUAUUUAUUAUAUAAAUAAU
This is a messenger RNA of Papilio xuthus (Asian swallowtail), 2695 nucleotides long. Its product is annotated as ganglioside-induced differentiation-associated protein 2. The record is from RefSeq and is a predicted model, not a curated record. The transcript has 9 exons. Lineage: Eukaryota; Metazoa; Arthropoda; Insecta; Lepidoptera; Papilionidae. Bases 408 to 1982 code for a protein of 524 amino acids. Gene Ontology annotation, cellular component: cytoplasm.